Messenger RNA from Vigna unguiculata (cowpea), 4287 nucleotides. RefSeq lists its product as uncharacterized. Lineage: Eukaryota; Viridiplantae; Streptophyta; Magnoliopsida; Fabales; Fabaceae. Gene Ontology annotation, molecular function: DNA helicase activity. The record is from RefSeq and is a predicted model, not a curated record. Gene Ontology annotation, biological process: telomere maintenance; DNA repair.
AUGAAGUCCACAGUAACAAAUGAGGACAAAUCCAGUCCAACUGAAGCAUUUCCUUUUCCAAAUACUACACCUCUUUCUCAGUUAAGAUAUUGUGUAUGGAAAGAAAAUGUUACGCCAGAUUCAACUAGCAAAACCUACUUAUCUCUCAAUGAAGAUACAGACGUGCAGAAUCAAAGAAUUCAAUCUACUAUUCGAAAGCCACUUUCCGAGUUGACAUAUUGUGAAUUUCAUGGUUCUACAUCCAUUGGAUCUACCAAUGCUCCAAUUUUGCAAAACAGCAACAGUAACAACACAGGUAUUGUUCAAUUUGAUUGUCCUAUUGGAAGAAGCAAAACCAAUGUGUUUAAUACAGAAGAACUGUUACCUAAAGAAAUUGUGGGUACCAGCUCCAGUCAUGCUUCACUAAAUUCUUGUGCUUUUUCUGAAGUUGUUAAUCCUUUUUAUGUUCAACAACACCAAAAUCAUGGUUUACAAUUUUGUCACCCUUCUCGGGAGCAGGCUAUUAAAUCUAUUUCGAAGAUAUUGGAUUUUGACAAUAAUUCUGAAGAAGAUGAGAAUGAUGAUAACAUAAUUGGACAUUUCAAAUCUGAUUUGUAUUCAAAAGUUGAAAUUCAAGGAAAUGUUGAUGUUGGGGAGUGUUCACUUGAGUGUCCCUAUUGUCAAGCUCAACUGUGGUCUGAUAGUCAGCAAUCCAUAUUUGAUAAAUCAUUGAUCGAAGAAUUGAAGAAAAUGAUUGACAAACACAAUGUACUUGCUCAAACAUUCAGAAGAGUAAGAGAUUUUAUACAUGAUCAUGAACAAUCAGAUUUUGGAUUGAGGUUAUUUAGACAUCGCUUUAAGGAUCCUAGAGUAUAUAAUACACCAGUAGCAGAUGAAGUGGCAGCAUUGAUUGUUGGUGAUUUGAGCACCUUAGAUGUAGGAAGGGACAUCAUUGUCAAGAAAGUUUCUGGUCAAUUAACAAGACUACAUGAAACACACACAUGUUUCAUUCCUCUUCAAUAUCCUUUGAUUUUCCCAUAUGGAGAGGAUGGUUAUCAAGAGGAUAUUCCAAUUAGAAAUUGUCAAAAAUAUGGACAAAGUAGAAAAAGAAUUCGCAUUUCUUUACGAGAAUUCAUUGCUUUCAUAAUACAAGAUAGAAAGGUUGAAUUUGGUAAUGUUGUAAAUUCAUGUAGAUUGUUUCAACAGUUUUUAGUGGAUACAUACACCAUGAUUGAAGCCCAAAGGUUGUCUUUUAUACGAAAUAAUCAAAAACUCAUUCAUUCAGAUAUUCUGAAUGGGUUACAAGAAGUUGUUAACAAAGGUGAAACUGAUCCUUCUUCCAUUGGUAAGCGUAUUGUUCUUCUAGCUUCAUUUACAGGUGGUAGGAGAUACAUGUUCAAUAAUUACCAAGAUGCUAUGGCAAUUUGCAAGAGGUAUGGCUAUUCAGAUUUGUUUAUAACAAUCACAUGUAAUGUAAAUUGGCCUGAAAUUGUUGAUUUUGUCAAAUCAAGAGGAUUAACUGCUUCAGAUAGGCCAGACAUAGUUUGCAGAGUUUUUAAAAUGAAAUUAGACCAAAUGAUGACCGAUUUCAAGAAGAAUAAUUUCUUUGGCAAAGUCAAUGCAGGUAUGUAUACAGUUGAAUUUCAGAAGAGAGGUCUGCCACAUGCUCAUAUAUUACUAUGGUUGAGUGACUCUAACAAGUUAGAAAAUGCAAAGCAUAUAGAUCAAGUUAUCUCUGAUGAACUUCCUCAUCCAGAUCUCUAUCCUAAACUUUCAAAGGUUGUUCAAACAUAUAUGAUACAUGGUCCUUGCGGAGUUGCUAGAUUCAACUCGCCAUGUAUGAAAGAAGGUCGGUGUUCUAAAUUUUUUCCUAAAAAAUUUAGACAUUCAACUACAAUUGAUGAAGAUGGAUAUCCUGUAUAUAAACGUAGAGAUGAUGGUUUAUUUGUGUUGAAAAAUGGACAUAAAUUAGGUAAUGCAAAUGUGGUGCCGUAUAGUCCUCUUCUCUUAAUGCGUUAUCAAGCUCAUGUUAAUACAGAAUAUUGCAACACAUCCAACUCAAUCAAGUAUUUGUUCAAAUAUGUCAACAAAGGUCCUGAUAGAGCAACAAUUAAAAUUACAGACAAGGAGAAUGAAUCUACAGGGAUGCGUAUUGUUGAUGAGAUAAAAAGAUACUAUGAUUUUAGAUAUUUAUCUGCAUGUGAAGCAGUUUGGCGAAUUUUUGGUUUCGAUAUCCAUCAUCGGUGGCCAGCUGUUCAACAAUUAACUUUUCACUUACAAGAUCAAGAACCAGUUUUGUUUAAAGAUGAUGAUCGAAUUGAUGAUGUAUUGCAUAGGAAUGAGAAUAUGAACACCAUGUUCCUAGCUUGGUUUGAAGCUAACAAAAAAUUUGAGGAAGGUAGAAACUUGACCUGUGCUGAAUUUCCAACAAAGUUUGUUUGGAUGUCUCAACAAAAACAAUGGAAACCAAGAAAGCAAGGUUAUAGUAUUGGUCGACUAACAUAUGUUCCUCCAGGACCAGAUGAAUGCUACUACAUGAGAAUCUUACUAACAAAACAAAAAGGUUGUAUUGAUCAUGAUAGUAUAAAGACAAUUAAUGGUAAAACAUUAUCCACAUACCAAGAGGCUUGCCAAGAAUUAGGAUUAUUGGCAGAUGACAAAGAAUUCAUUGAUGCCAUUAAAGAGGCUAGCCAUCUUGCAUCUGGAAAUCAACUUAGAAGGUUAUUUGUUGCUUUGUUAAUCAUGAAUACAAUGUCUAAGCCAAAUGUUGUUUGGGAUGCAACUUGGACUUUACUUGCAAAUGAUUUUCAAAUUCAAGAGCAUGAUUUACACAAUCUUUGCUUACUAGAAGUACAAGAACUUCUAAAUUCAAAUGGGCGAGCUUUAUCAGAUUAUAGUUGCCUUCCUCAACCUGAUCUUUCAAAUUCAUUCAAAUUUCAGAACAGGUUCAUUGUUGAUGAAAUGAAUUAUGAUAAAGAACAAAUGGAGAAGCUACAUCAAUCUCUAUUGCAGUCUGUCACUAAUGAGCAACUACAUGUUUAUAACAGAAUUAUGACAGCAGUGAACUCAGAGGUAAGGAAUUUCUUUUUCUUAUAUGGUUAUGGUGGUACUGGAAAAACAUAUCUCUGGAAACUUUUGUCAGCUGCUAUUAGAGCAAAGGGAAUGAUUGCCCUUAAUGUAGCUUCAAGUGGCAUUGCAUCUUUAUUGCUUCCGGGAGCUUUUGAUAGAACAUUGAGAGACAUUAAGAGAGCUACGAAUCAACAUAAUGCUGACAAACCAUUUGGUGGAAAGGUGGUGGUCUUGGGCGGUGAUUUUAGACAAAUCUUGCCAGUAGUAAGAAAGGGAUCAAGGUAUGAUAUUGUGAACUCAUCAAUUAACUAUUCUGAUUUGUGGCAAUAUUGCACAGUUCUUAAGCUAUCACAAAACAUGAGGUUAAAGACUGCUGCUUCAAAUGAAAGUGCAAAAGAUAUAAAAGAAUUUGCUGAUUGGAUUCUUAAAAUUGGCGAUGGAAAUAUGAAUUUGAAUGAAAGUGGUGAAGCCAACCUUUCAAUACCAAUCGAUCUUCUAAUUCAGGAAAGUGAAACACCUUUACUUUCUUUAGUCAAAUUUGUUUAUGGUGGUCUAAUUGAAAAUAUCAUGACUCUUGGAUUCUUUGAUGAUGGUGCAAUACUUUGCCCUACAAUUGAUAGUGUUGAACAAGUAAAUGACUUCAUUUUAUCUUUGAUUCCUGGUGAAGAACAAGUUUAUUUAAGUUCAGACACUCCUUGCCAAUCUGAUGAUGAUCAAGAAAUUCAAGGUGAGUGGUUUACUCAAGAGUUUCUAAAUGAUAUUAAAUGUUCAGGAAUUCCAAAUCAUAGGAUUAAAUUGAAAGUUGGCGUACCAAUUAUGCUUUUAAGAAACAUUGAUCAAGCAAAUGGUCUGUGCAAUGGUACAAGGUUGCAAGUUAAUGAUUUGAGAAAGAAUGUUAUCUCUGCUACAGUAAUAACUAGCAAAAAUGUUGGUGACAAAAUAUUCAUACCAAGAAUGAACUUGACACCUUCUGAUUCCAGCAUCCCGUUCAAAUUUCAAAGGAGGCAAUUUCCAAUAUCCUUAUGCUUUGCAAUAACAAUAAACAAAAGCCAAGGUCAAACUCUUUGUAAAGUUGGACUUUAUCUUCCUCGCCCAGUUUUUACUCAUGGACAAUUGUACGUAACAAUUUAUAGAGUCACAUCAAAGAAAGGACUAAAAAUCUUAAUUCUGGAUGAAGAUGGAAAAGUAACCACUACAACUACAAAUGUGGUUUACAAAGAAAUAUUUGAAAAUCUUUGA